AUGGAGCUCAGGACUGUGGUAGCCACGGUGGAAAGCGGGGAGCAGGACACGGUUCUCAAGGUGCUUCAGAUCUACAACCAGGAGAAAUCUCAGUGCUUCACCUUUGACGAUGAGGAGCGGGAAGAGAGGAAGAAAAUGGCCCAGCUGCUGAUCAAGUUCCUGGAGAGAGAGCUGCAGCCGUCCUGCCAGGUGACGUGUUUGGAAAGCAUCCGCAUCCUGUCCCGGGACAAACACUGCCUUGACCCUUUCACCACCAAGGAAGGCCUGAAGACCCUCUCCAGGCAUGCUGGCAUUGAUUACUCAGAGGAGCUCAUCCGGGAGGUCCCAGACUUGGACGUAAUCCUGGAGUCCCUCAAAUGUCUCUGCAACAUUGUCUUCAGCAGCCCCAGGGCGCAGGAGCUGACGGCCGAAGCCCGGCUGGUGGUGGGCCUGGCCAAGCGCAUCAAACUCUACAACGAGGACAUCCGGCAGCAGCUAGCCCAGGAGCUCAGGGGCGUCAGCCUGAUGACAGAUACCCUGGAGCUGACCCUCGGUGUAAAGUGGAUGGACCCCUACGAAGUCGCCACCGAGGAGGGGAUUCUCCCACCUUUGCCUCGGCAGGAGACGGAGCGAGCCAUGGAGAUCCUGAAAGUGCUCUUCAAUAUCACCUUUGAUUCCAGCAAGAGGGAGGUGGAUGAGGAAGAUGCUGCUUUGUACCGGCACUUGGGUGCCCUCCUGCGCCACUGCCUCAUGAUCUCUGCGGACGGAGAGGACCGGACGGAAGAGUUCCACAGUCACACGGUCAACCUUUUGGGCAACCUGCCCCUGAAAUGCCUGGACGUCCUUCUGACCCCGAAAGUCCGGCCGGGCUCACUUGAGUACAUGGGUGUCAACAUGGACGCGGUCAGCAUUCUGCUGGAUUUCCUGGAGCGGCGCCUCGACAGGGGACACAAGCUGAAGGAGAGUUUGACCCCUGUGCUGAACCUGCUGACGGAGAGCGCCCGGGUCCACCGCCAGACGAGGAAGUUCCUGAAGGCGAAGGUGCUGCCGCCGCUCCGGGAUGUGAGGAAUCGGCCGGAGGUGGGGAACUCGCUGCGGAACAAGCUGGUGCGUUUGAUGACCCACAUCGACACCGACGUGAAGCACUGCGCGGCGGAGUUCCUCUUCGUGCUCUGCAAGGAGAGCGUGUCGCGGUUUGUGAAGUACACGGGCUACGGGAACGCGGCCGGGCUCCUGGCAGCACGAGGCCUCAUGGCUGGUGGUCGGGAAGAGGGAGAGUACUCAGAAGAUGAAGACACAGACACUGAGGAGUACAAAGAGGCAAAGCCCAACAUUAACCCCGUGACAGGACGCGUGGAGGAGAAACUGCCCAACCCCAUGGAAGGGAUGACUGAAGAGCAGAAGGAAUACGAAGCCAUGAAGUUAGUCAACAUGUUUGACAAAUUGUCCAGAGAGCAAGUCAUCCAGCCCAUGGGCAUCACGCCGAGCGGCAGCCUGGCGCCCAUGGAGAGCCCCAUCCGCGACGUGGCUGACGAGCGGUCGUCGUCCGACUCGGACCUGGGGCUGGACUGACCCAGACCCCCCGCCACAGAGAGCUGGGGGGCAUCCACCCGCACCCCGUCCAGGUCUGGGGCUGCACCCAGAGCUUGUGCUGGGCCAGGGCUCUCCC
This is a messenger RNA of Tauraco erythrolophus (red-crested turaco), 1648 nucleotides long. The record is from RefSeq and is a predicted model, not a curated record. NCBI's taxonomy places the organism in Eukaryota, Metazoa, Chordata, Aves, Musophagiformes, Musophagidae.